Molecule: messenger RNA, 750 nt
Organism: Adineta steineri
Lineage: Eukaryota; Metazoa; Rotifera; Eurotatoria; Adinetida; Adinetidae
Source: the annotation of a GenBank genome assembly
AUGAAUAUUCUUAUCCUAUGGUGUCUUUUUUAUUCAAUACUAACUGGAAUAACUACUUCCUCAUCGUCAUCACCACCAAGUUCAAGUAAUAAAAUUCCUUUAUAUACAAUUGAAGGACAAGUCGUCUUUCCACUUGGUGAAAAUGUUCUUGACAAUAUACGUAUACUAGUUGAUGAAGGUUUAUAUAUCGGUAUACCUCGAGUCGAUGGCACGUUUGUCGUAUCGGGAAUACCAAGUGGUUCAUACAUCGUUUCAGUUAAUUCGCCAUUUCAUAUCUUUGAACCAGCACGUGUCGAUAUUAAUACCAAAGGAAAAAUUCGUGCACGUGCAGUUAAUUUUAUUGAACCAGGCAAAGUCGUUACAAUGAAAUAUCCGCUACGCUUCGAAUCACAUACGAAACCAAAUUAUUUUCAAAAACGUGAAGAGUAUAAUCUGAUUGAUAUUCUUUCGAAUCCAACGUUUUUUCCAAUAAUCUUAGCAGUAAUUUCAAUUCCUUUAAUACUCAUAUUCCUUAAGCAACAACAAGCUAUGCAAAAUAUGCAAGAUGCACCGGAAAUACAAGACACUGUUCAACGACUUAAUAACUUCAUUCAACCAAAUUACAACAACAACUUCCCCGAUAUUAUCGAUUGGUUAAUUACACAUGUAGGUGGUGCGAGAAGAAUACGAUCACCACCCGAAGAGACAACGGAUUCUGAUAGCAAACAGAAGAGAAAAAAGUUCAAACGAGCAAAAAAUCAAACAGACUGA